Eruca vesicaria subsp. sativa (arugula) is the source of this 780-nucleotide messenger RNA. Lineage: Eukaryota; Viridiplantae; Streptophyta; Magnoliopsida; Brassicales; Brassicaceae. The record is from the annotation of a GenBank genome assembly.
AUGUCGAAGCGGAUGGUGAAAGCGAUCAUGAAGGAUCAGAAUUGUCAAAUUCUGCUUGAACUCAUUAUUGGGGAGUUAAAAGCAAAUGGUUAUUCUAGUAGAAUGCCUAAUGUUUCUGGUAAAAAAAGAGUUGAAAACAAAUUGUUUGAGUUGACUGGAGACAAGAACGUCUUUUGGGAUCCUGAGAUAAAGAACAAGAUGGCUUAUGAUGAGAUACCAUUUGAGCAAGAAGUGAACGUGGCUAUUGCUUACCUGCGUAAACUUUGGCAAACAAAUAAUCAGUUGAUGAACCGUACUGGUGUUGCGGUUGAUCCGUCUAGUGGACAGAUAGUGAUGCCUUCGUCUUGGUGGACAUAUCGGAUUGUGGAGUAUGGAAAAUCUGGAAAGUUCGUUAGUGUUUUGAAAAAGAAGCCGUUGCCAUUCAAAGAUUUAUUGGAUCAAAUAUAUGGUGAACAUGAUGUUGAGCAAAAUGAACGUUAUUCUCCUUUUACAUAUUCGGCACACCUGAAAGAGACACAAUCCCAAACACAAGAACGCAAUCGAGAAGGUACACAACCAGUUUUAGAUGUGAGCAACUUGUUUGCAUCUAAUGAUGAAGUACCCAAACAAGCAAAACGGAGAACAUGUAGCAGCCGUCCUCCAAGAAGAAAAGCUAACUUUGAAGCGCAAGUCGAGAGUGGAUUUCGACGUGUGAUAGAUAGCCGUAAAGAUUUGUUAGAAGAAUUACGCUCACGCAAAAUUCAAAAACUAUCAUAUGGUGAUGCAACAGCUAUCAUGUAA